Messenger RNA from Ricinus communis (castor bean), 1652 nucleotides. RefSeq names its product 7-deoxyloganetin glucosyltransferase. Gene Ontology annotation, molecular function: UDP-glycosyltransferase activity. The record is from RefSeq and is a predicted model, not a curated record. The coding region runs from base 1 to 1506 and encodes 501 amino acids. NCBI's taxonomy places the organism in Eukaryota, Viridiplantae, Streptophyta, Magnoliopsida, Malpighiales, Euphorbiaceae. The transcript has 2 exons.
AUGGCCUUUUCCAAGAUUGCUGCAAAUAAGCCUCAUGCAGUCUUUUUCCCAUUUCCACUUCAAAGCCACAUCAAAACAAUGCUUAAAUUAGCAAAGAUUUUUUACUUUAGAGGUUUUCACAUUACUUUUGUCAAUACUGAGUUUAAUCACAACCGUUUUCUCCAUGCUAGAGGCCCCAAUUCAAUGGAUAGCUUACCUGACUUCCAAUUUCAAACUAUUCCUGAUAGUCUCCCUCCUUCUGAUCCUGAUUCCUCCCAAGAUGUAUCUUCUCUUUGUGAAUCUGUCAUGAAUAAUUUGUUGCAACCAUUUCUUGAACUUGCUGUCAAGAUUAAAGAUACUGCCUCUUCUGGGAAUGUGCCACCACUGACUUGCAUUGUUGCAGAUGGUUUCACUUCAACGUUUACUGUGAGAGCUGCUCAACAGCUUGAACUCCCUCUUGUAUUGUUUUUCACUAUGUCUGCCUCCGCUAUCUUGGGAUUUAAACAUUUAGCUGCUCUCAAAGAAAAGGGUCUUACACCACUUAAAGAUGAGAGUUACCUCACAAAUGGCUAUUUGGACAGAACUCUGGACUGGAUUCCAGGAAUGAAAGGCAUUCGACUGAGAGAUCUUCCAAGCUUUGUUCGAACUACAAGUUCAGAAGACUUUCUAUUUACUUUCACUAUGGAAAGUGCUGAGAAUGCUGUUAAGGCUUCCGCAGUCAUCCUUCACACCUUUGAUGCAUUGGAGAGAGAUCCUCUUACUGGCCUUUCUUCUGUUUUUCCUCCUGUUUACGCCAUUGGCCCACUUCAGUUACAUCUUAAUGCAAUUCAAGACGAAAAUCUUGACUCUGUUGGAUACAACUUAUGGAAAGAAGAAGUUGCGUGUCUCUCAUGGCUAGAUUCCUUCGAACCCAACUCAGUUGUUUAUGUUAAUUUUGGAAGCAUAACUGUUAUGACCCAAGAACAACUUGUCGAGUUUGGAAUGGGACUAGCUAAUAGCAAACAUCCCUUCUUAUGGAUUAUCAGGCGGGAUUUGGUUAUCGGUGACUCAGCGAUUCUGCCACCGGAGUUCUUUGAAAAGACGAAAGAAAGAAGUCUAAUUGCACAAUGGUGUCCACAAGAAGAAGUCCUUAAUCACCCAUCAAUCGGAGGAUUCCUGACGCAUAGUGGUUGGGGUUCAACAAUAGAGAGUUUGUCGGCAGGAGUGCCGAUGCUUUGCUGGCCUUUCUUUGCAGAUCAGCCAACAAACUGUAGAUACAGUUGCAAUGAAUGGGGAGUUGGCAUGGAGAUUGAUAAUAAUGUCAAAAGAGAUGAAGUUGAGAAGCUUGUUAAGGAGCUGAUGGAGGGAGAGAAAGGUAAGGAAAUGAAGAAUAACGCCACGAAAUGGAGAAAACUGGCCGAAGAAGCCACUGCUCCAAAUGGUUCAUCAUCCCUGAAUUUGGAAAACUUGAUGAAUGAAGUUCUCUUACCAAAUAAAAUAAGAUUAGAUGUUUCUGAAUCUGAAGAUGAUUUAUCUACUGUCUUGUGACAAAUAAAUAAGUGUCUAAUACAGAAGUUCAGUUUCACAAGCUUGUUGUGUAAUUAGAAGUAUGUUAUAAUAGAGAAGUUCAAUUUCUCUCUAACAAUUGUGGCAUCAUUAUUUCUUUUACUAUUUUUUUAAUGUCUUACAAAAUA